GGUUCUGCACGCUGAGAAGGAAGUGGUGCUAGACACAGCCAAGCAGAGGGACGGUUUAAGUCGUCUCCGGUCCAGAGAUUGAGCGAGAGGGGAGGAGAGUGGAGGCCGGCAGGUCGCACUGGAGAUGGGCAGCGCCGGAGGACUCUGUUCCAGUCCAAAGGCUUGGGGAUGUGGCUGGAAUGUCAUCCGACUCCUGUGCUUUGCCUUCAUUAACUGGGGAGCUGCAGAAAAUACUGCUGCUGUCUUUGUGGUGAAUCAGAGACCCCCUUCUAUCUGUGCAAUGGAAGGGUCAGAGUUCACCAUCGAGUGUACAUUCAACACAAGCAAUAAUUCAGCCAGGUGGUUUGUUGAAUGGAAUAAAACCAGAAACAAUGCAACAGCCAAGGUGAAUGUAACAGAUCGAAUCAUAGUAUCAACAGAUAGAGAAAAGAGGUCUCUUUCCCUCACUGUGAAGAAAGCCGACGUCACUGAUUCUGGAACCUACGUAUGUGGGUUUGGGAGCAAAGAUGUGAUAUAUCCUGGGACUGGAACCCAAGUGACCAUCGAUGAAAUUACCGACCUGAUGGUGAAUCAAACCCCAGCCAGUGUCAGUGAUUUAGAAGGCUCAGAACUUACCAUGAAUUGUACAUUCAAGACAGUCAAUAACCACAGCCCCAUGUAUGUGCGAUGGUAUAACUAUGGGACCGAGGGACUAAAGAAAGAGCUGGUGAAUGAGAGAGAGGUGAUCACAACCCUGCAUUUGGCCAAUGGAUUUGCCUCUCUCACUUUGAAGAAUGUGAAUUCAUCUAAUACAGGAACCUACGUGUGUGAGGUGGGGAUCACAGCAAGGAACCUCUCUGGGAAUGGAACAGGAACCCAACUGACCAUCGAGAAAAUUCCCAAGCUGAUGGUGAAUCAGACCCCAGCCAGUAUCCAUGAGUCAGAAGGGUCAGUUCUCACCAUGGAGUGUAGAUUCAUGGAAUUGAAAAACCACAAGACCUUGUAUGUGAAAUGGUAUAAACAUAACGGAACUGGGGAAAUGAAGAAGGAGAUGAUGAGUGAAAGAGGCGGGGGCUCAGCAGCCCUGGAUUUGGAAAAGGGUUUUGCUUCGUUCACUCUGAAGAACGUGAAUGUAACCGAUACAGGAACCUACAUGUGUGAGGUGGGGAGCACAGCUAGGAACUGGUCUGCGUCAGGAGCCGGAACCCAAGUGACCAUCACUCCACAUGACCAAAAGCUGAGCGUUUACAUUGUUCUUGGAGCUGUGGCUGGGACACUUGUCUUCUUGCUGGUGCUCAGUAUCCUUUUGUGGAGAUGGAGACAGUGCUCCAAAGAACCACUUCAAAGCAGGUCAGAGGCAGAGAUGAAUCAGCUGGAGAUGUCUUCUCCUCCACCAGCUGACGAUGCGAUUUAUGCUAACUUUAACUUCCACGAAAGAGACGCACAAGCGGAGGAAGAGGUUUACACAGAAGAGAAGAUACGGCCAAUAGAGACAGAUGACGACAACAUUUACACAAAUAUCAACCCUCGUCAUCGCUGAAAUGA
Mauremys reevesii (Reeves's turtle) is the source of this 1524-nucleotide messenger RNA. RefSeq lists its product as uncharacterized. The transcript has 8 exons. NCBI's taxonomy places the organism in Eukaryota, Metazoa, Chordata, Testudines, Geoemydidae. Gene Ontology annotation, biological process: immune response-activating cell surface receptor signaling pathway; positive regulation of natural killer cell mediated cytotoxicity. The record is from RefSeq and is a predicted model, not a curated record. Bases 125 to 1519 code for a protein of 464 amino acids.